UCUUCCAAAGCACACCAUCUCCAUCUCUUCCCCAAGCGUGAGACCCGACGAAGCAACAAAACCGUGGACUAGCACCGCCGGUAUUCCGUUCCCAAAUUCCACAGAUUUCCACUACCCACUCCCAGUACUUAAGUCGGCGACCAACACAGCAGAAUCCCAACUCCCAGCCCCACUCCCACACCAAACGGGGGAGAAUCAGGCUCCCUUUCCGUUUCUUGAGAUCUCAGCCAAACCUGAACACUGUAAUCUCCGCAGCAGCAUCGCCUGACCGAGAGGUACUUUUUUUUCCCAACCAGGCUUUGACCCCUUUCCGUCAAGCAACGGAUAUAAUUGCUGGUAUUCUUGGUGGCCGGUUAAGUAAUCUUUGAUCCUCUGUUGAAGAUAGUAUAACAAAGGCGGUAGUUCAGGUCAUUAUCAAACAUGUCACUGCUUUCGAAAUUACGGUUGGUCACUGUGGAUGUAACUGGCACUCUUAUUGCUUACAAAGGCCGGCUUGGUGAUUACUACUGUAUGGCAGCCAAGUCUGCUGGAAAGCCAUGCCCCGACUAUAACCGAAUGCACGAAGGCUUCAAGCUUGCAUACACUGAGAUGGCUAGAAAAUACCCAUGCUUUGGGUUUGCGGCAAAGAUGCCAACGAUCGAAUGGUGGCGGAUUUGUGUCAAGGAUUCGUUUGUUAAGGCUGGCUAUGAUUACGACGAUGAGACAUUUGAGAAAGUCUUCAAGCGUAUUUAUUCUGCUUUCGGCUCCUCUGCACCAUAUUCGGUGUUUCCUGAUGCACAGCCCUUCAUGAGAGGGCUGAGAGAAAAGGGGAUCACAGUUGGGAUCGUCAGCAAUGCAGAGUAUCGUUACAAAGAGGUCAUCUUGCCUGCAUUGGGGCUGAAUCAGGGCUCGGAAUGGGACUUCGGGGUGUUUUCGGGAAUUGUUGGUGUCGAGAAGCCUGACCCAACGAUCUACAAGAUUGCGCUGGAAAUGGCAGGGAACAUCGCACCAGAAGAGGCACUCCACAUAGGCGACAGCAUGCGUAAGGACUAUGUCCCUGCAAGGAGCAUCGGGAUGCAUGCACUGCUCCUGGAUCGAUUCAAGACUGCUGACGCCGAGAGCUGGAAGCAGUCCGGUGCGCCGGUGCUCCCGGAUCUGGAAGCUGCUGAAGCAUGGCUCACCAAGAACCCGAAGGAGGAACCCGAGGAGGAACCAUUAGCAGCUGCACUGCUGCGCAGGAUGUCCGAGAAACUCUGAAUUUUGCCCCCUGGAAAGUUCCUUAUGUGCUCUUGCUGUGGAGUGAGGGAUCCAAAGAAACGGCUGUGUUGUAGUAACGUGAAGAAAUAGGCUAUUUUGAUUAUCUGGAGCUACUCCCUGUCUCUGGUAGUAUUUGCAGUACAGCAAUUCAGCAUGUGCCGGACAUGUUUCAGCCAAGAAUAAUCAUGAUUAGGUGGAUCGUGUUUCAGCCAACAAUAAUCAUGGUUAUAUCAAGUAUUACUCAUCUUUAUGCUUCCUA
Messenger RNA from Lolium rigidum, 1495 nucleotides. RefSeq names its product haloacid dehalogenase-like hydrolase domain-containing protein 3. The transcript has 5 exons. The record is from RefSeq and is a predicted model, not a curated record. NCBI's taxonomy places the organism in Eukaryota, Viridiplantae, Streptophyta, Magnoliopsida, Poales, Poaceae. Bases 421 to 1236 code for a protein of 271 amino acids.